AUGGCCUUUACCAAAAUCUCGGAUAAUGACGUUUUGGUGAAGAUUGAAUGCGUGGGCAUCUGCGGAUCCGACGUGAAACUAUACACGACGGGCUGUUGCGGCAUGGAUGUGUUCACAGAACCCUACGUCAUGGGACACGAAGGCGCCGGUAUAGUUGUCAAGGUGGGUGCCAAGGUGGAUUCUCUGAAGGUGGGCGACCGCGUGGCAAUAGAGCCGACGCAACCAUGUCGAUCAUGCGACCUGUGCAAACGGGCAAAUACAACUUGUGCGUAA
This is a messenger RNA of Manduca sexta (tobacco hornworm), 273 nucleotides long. RefSeq names its product sorbitol dehydrogenase-like. Gene Ontology annotation, biological process: D-sorbitol catabolic process. The record is from RefSeq and is a predicted model, not a curated record. Gene Ontology annotation, molecular function: zinc ion binding; L-iditol 2-dehydrogenase (NAD+) activity. NCBI's taxonomy places the organism in Eukaryota, Metazoa, Arthropoda, Insecta, Lepidoptera, Sphingidae. The transcript is spliced from 3 exons. Bases 1 to 273 code for a protein of 90 amino acids.